Molecule: messenger RNA, 1716 nt
Organism: Dioscorea cayenensis subsp. rotundata (Guinea yam)
Lineage: Eukaryota; Viridiplantae; Streptophyta; Magnoliopsida; Dioscoreales; Dioscoreaceae
Product: protein DETOXIFICATION 48-like
Biological process (GO): xenobiotic detoxification by transmembrane export across the plasma membrane
Cellular component (GO): membrane
Molecular function (GO): antiporter activity; xenobiotic transmembrane transporter activity
Source: RefSeq, a predicted model, not a curated record
GAUAGAAUUAAAACUCACCAUCCUCCUUCUCCUCCUCCUCCUCCUCCAUGUGCAACACCACCACCCUCUCUACUCUCCAACCCCUCUCCCAGUCCCAUCUCUUACCUCCUUUCCCUUCCAUGGAUGACCUCCAUAGAUGGCCAACAUUCUCUGAGGUAAUGGAAGAGAUGAGAGCAAUAGCAAGAAUUUCAAUUCCCUCAACAAUCACUGGUUUAGUUCUCUAUUUACGCACAAUGAUCUCCAUGCUAUUUCUCGGUUACCUCGGUGAGCUCUCCCUCGCCGGAGGCUCUCUAGCCAUAGGCUUCGCUAAUAUCACCGGCUACUCCAUCCUCUCCGGUUUAGCCAUGGGCAUGGAACCCAUCUGUGGCCAAGCUUUCGGUGCUAAACAACGCAAACUUCUUGGCCUUACUCUUCAACGCACAACUCUUCUUCUCCUCUCCACCUCCAUCCCCAUCUCCCUUCUCUGGCUCAACAUCAACUCCAUCCUUCUCCACUUCCAUCAAGACCCUGACAUCUCUCUCACCGCUCAAACUUUCAUCACCUUCGCCAUCCCUGACCUUUUCUUGCUCUCCUUUCUCCACCCUCUCCGCAUCUUCUUGAGAACCCAAUCCAUAACUCUCCCUAUAACCUACUGUUCCUUCAUCUCCCUUCUCCUCCACAUCCCUCUCAACUACUUCCUCGUCGUCCAUCUCAAACUCAACAUCGCCGGCGUCGCCAUCUCCACUGUCUUGACCAACCUUAAUCUCCUCACUUGCUUACUCUUCUUCUUCUUCAUCUCCGGCGUCUACAAAGACUCUUGGGUCACUCCAAGCAUGGACUGUCUCCGUGGUUGGCCAGCCUUACUCAAGCUCGCCGUCCCUACCUGUGCCUCCGUUUGCUUAGAGUGGUGGUGGUAUGAGCUUAUGAUCAUCCUCUCCGGCCUUCUUUCCAACCCUAAAGCUACAUUAGCUUCAAUGGGUAUCUUAAUCCAAACUACUUCUUUGGUUUAUGUUUUCCCUUCUUCUUUAAGCUAUGGUGUCUCCACUAGGGUUGGUAAUGAGUUAGGAGCUCGCCGUCCGGCAAGAGCUCGUACUUCCGCCAUUGUCUCUUUAGCAUGCGCCGUCCUUCUUGGUCUCUCCGCGAUGAUCUUCACCACCUCGGUGAGACACCGGUGGGGGAGACUAUUCACUGAAGAUAAUGAGAUACUCAACCUCACUGCUAUUGCUUUGCCGAUUGUCGGUCUUUGCGAGCUCGGCAACUGCCCGCAAACGACCGGUUGCGGAGUUCUUAGAGGAAGUGCAAGGCCAAACAUUGGAGCUAAUAUUAAUCUUGGUUCAUUCUAUGUGGUCGGUAUGCCGGUGGCUAUCUUGUUAGGUUUUGUUGCAGGCAUGGGCUUCGCUGGACUCUGGCUUGGAUUGCUCGCUGCGCAAGCUUCAUGCGCGGCGUUCAUGAUCGUAGCAUUGAUAAAAACAGAUUGGAUUGAAGAAAUGGAACGUGCUAAACUCUUGACAAACACUUCAUCAUCAUCAUCAUCAUCAUCAUCAUUUUCUAGUAAUUCAGCUUCUUCAAAUACUAGUACUAGUACUACUGCAUGUUGUUUAGAAGAAAUUUUGUGCAUUAGUGAUGAAGAUGAUGAUGAGAAGAAGAAGGAGGUCUCAGUGGAGACUCAUCCUCUUAUUCUCAGUGAAUGAGUUUUGAUGAAUUAUAUAUAUAUAUAUAUAUAUUCAUUUUGUUAUA